AGGUUGCGGAGGCUGGCUCAAGGACCACAACUCCCAGGGUGCUGCGCGCCCUCGCCGCCGCCAGGAACAAGAUGGCUGAGAAACUCGCCGCCUUUCUGAAGAAUGCCUGGGCCAAGGAGCCGGUGCUGGUCGUGUCCUUCGCCAUUGGAAGUCUCGCUGUGAUUCUGCCCCCACUCAGCCCCUACACCAAGUAUGCCAUCAUGAUCAACAAGGCCACACCCUACAACUACCCAGUGCCCCUCCGAGAUGAUGGGAACAUGCCUGACGUGCCCAGCCACCCCCAGGACCCCCAGGGCCCCAGCUUGGAGUGGCUGAAGAAACUGUGAGCACUUCCAUUGACAGGGAGGAGGCACCUUCGCCCAAUAAAAUGUGAAACCAA
Molecule: messenger RNA, 379 nt
Organism: Marmota monax (woodchuck)
Lineage: Eukaryota; Metazoa; Chordata; Mammalia; Rodentia; Sciuridae
Gene: Ndufa3
Product: NADH:ubiquinone oxidoreductase subunit A3
Exons: 4
Coding region: 72-326 (84 amino acids)
Cellular component (GO): mitochondrial inner membrane
Source: RefSeq, a predicted model, not a curated record